This is a messenger RNA of Erigeron canadensis, 1765 nucleotides long. RefSeq names its product CDP-diacylglycerol--serine O-phosphatidyltransferase 1. Lineage: Eukaryota; Viridiplantae; Streptophyta; Magnoliopsida; Asterales; Asteraceae. Gene Ontology annotation, molecular function: L-serine-phosphatidylethanolamine phosphatidyltransferase activity. The coding region runs from base 258 to 1541 and encodes 427 amino acids. Gene Ontology annotation, biological process: phosphatidylserine biosynthetic process. The transcript is spliced from 13 exons. The record is from RefSeq and is a predicted model, not a curated record.
UAUCUAUCUAUAUAUAUACACACACAAAUUCAUCAAAGGAACCAGUUUUAUGACUGAAAAUUGAUAGAGAAAAGAAACCCAGUUAGCUUUUAGCCUUUCAAACCCUUAUUAAUCACCUUUUUCACAAUUAUUUCAUCGUUGUUAUUCAAAUCUUGAGUUUCAGAGAUCCAUCGGCCAAGCAUCCAUCUUUUUCCAGUCUAUCUUGUCACCAGGGCUAAAUCUCUAUCGAUCAAGAUUAGGUGACAUUAAACAGCUUAAUGGAGGGGGUUAAUGGUCAUAGAAGAGGAAGGAGAAGAGAUCAUGUUGCUCAUUCUAAUGGUGAAGUGAGCAUAGUGGUUACUGAUGACGAACUCGACCCAUGGACGGCUUGGGCUUAUAAGCCUCGAACGAUCUCAUUGUUAUUCAUUGGUGCAUGUUUUCUUAUUUGGGUAAGUGGAGCUCUUGAUCCUGAAGGUAGUUCAUCAGCUGAUCUUGUUACAUCAGUCAAAAGGGGAAUAUGGGCAAUGAUUGCAGUUUUUUUGACUUAUUGUUUGUUGCAAGCUCCUUCUACGUUACUAAUUAGGCCACAUCCAGCAAUUUGGCGCCUUGUUCAUGGCUUGGCUGUUAUCUACCUUGUGGCUCUAACAUUUUUGCUUUUCCAGACUCGUGACAGUGCUAGGCAAUUCAUGAAGUAUCUCCACCCCGAUCUUGGCAUUGAACUUCCCGAGAGGUCAUAUGGCGCUGAUUGCCGUAUCUAUGUAGCUGAUAACCCAACCAACAGGUUUAUAAAUGUUUAUGAGACACUUUUUGAUGAAUUUGUUCCUGCUCACAUCUUCGGGUGGUGGGGAAAAGCAAUAAUGAUUCGUAAUCAACCCCUCUUGUGGGUCUUAUCAAUUGGAUUUGAGUUUAUGGAGCUAACUUUUCGUCAUAUGCUGCCGAAUUUCAAUGAGUGCUGGUGGGACAGCAUUAUUCUUGACAUAUUAAUCUGCAAUUGGUUUGGUAUUUGGGCAGGAAUGCAAACUGUUCGCUAUUUUGAUGGUAAAACAUACGAGUGGGUUGGAAUAAGCCGUCAACCAAAUAUAUAUAGCAAAGUAAAGCGAACAUUGGGCCAAUUUACGCCUGCACACUGGGAUAAAGACGAAUGGCACCCACUUCUUGGUCCAUGGCGGUUCAUCCAAGUUCUUAGUCUUUGCAUCAUCUUCUUAACCGUUGAAAUGAAUACCUUUUUCCUCAAGUUUUGCCUUUGGGUUCCUCCUCGAAACCCCAUCAUUGUCUAUAGAUUGGUCCUUUGGUGGCUGAUUGCGAUCCCUACAAUUCGAGAGUACAAUUCUUAUCUACAAGACCAGAAACCGGUGAAAAAGGUGGGAGCUUUUUGUUGGCUUUCAUUAGCCAUCUGCAUCAUUGAGCUACUCAUCUGUAUUAAAUUUGGACAUGGUUUAUUUCCAACUCCAAUGCCAACAUGGCUGGUAGUUUUUUGGACAACUGCCGGUUUAGUCCUUACUGUAUUCUUGAUCUUGUGGACAUGGCAGUCUCAGAGAACUUUAAAACGAAAGCGCGUAUGAAGUUCUAACAUAUUUGUGGGUUUUAGCCAUUCUUUGAUUCGUUGGUGUUAGGUUUUCUUUCUUUCCUUUUUUUUUUGUUUGUAAAUGCUAAUUAAUUGAAUUUUGUAAAUGCUUAUUAUUUGAGGAUGAAAUUAUCCUCGAUCUUUUUGCUUGGUUAAAAUAAACUAAAUCAUACCAGAAACGCCAAAAGCGCAUUAUUCUAGUGUGAAAUUAUUGUGCAUUGC